Molecule: messenger RNA, 915 nt
Organism: Gaeumannomyces tritici R3-111a-1
Lineage: Eukaryota; Fungi; Ascomycota; Sordariomycetes; Magnaporthales; Magnaporthaceae
Exons: 6
Coding region: 110-703 (197 amino acids)
Source: RefSeq, a predicted model, not a curated record
UGACGGCAUAGCCACCGUGCAGGCUUGAGGUCGAUAUUGGACCAAGCUGCAAAUUUAUCUUGCCUACCAUACCAAAAAUUGGCCUCAUAGCAUCCAGAAAGUCGCAAAGAUGAUGCUUCUCUCGAGGAUAGGCACGGCCGCCUCUCUAGCGCGGCCGCCAUCAAGGACAUUUUAUAGAUCCCUCAGCUCCUUGCCCCAAAAUCCUCACAUUAAAGUGUUCUCUAUCGAGGAGAAUCCUGGCAGCAGCAUACUCACUCUCCUUGAUAGAGACCCGCCAAUGCGUGACCUGGCCAUUGGCACCACCACAGCCAUCCCGCCCACGCCACAGUCCUUCUCGGAGAACCCGCGCUUCAUGCCAAUCCUCAAUUCCGUGCUCGCGCAGAACGCUCACUUGUGCUCGGACCUUCGUGCCCAGGCCAAGGCGUUCGCCUCCCCCUUGGUAGCUGGCGGCAGCUCCAGCUCCAGCAGCGGUUGGGUGCAUCUGAGUGAUACUAGAAAUCCGCCUGACUUUGGACGGAUCGCAUGGCCCGAGGACAUUUUGGGAAGUGUGGAGGUGGAUGGUCAAGGCGAUCCAAUCCAUAGCUUUCAGCCUAGCGGAACAUACAGAAUCGUGACGAACGAGGGCAUCAUUGGUCUGAGCCAUUUCCUGAGGGAAAAACUCGUUGAGAGGCUUAAAGAGGAAGAGGCAAAGGCAAAGGCUUGAUAGCAGAUGCACUCCCGAGAGUGCGUCAGUGUGCUCGGCCCAAGACAUGACACGUCUCGCGAACACACUCGGGCCCUCACCUUGGCCAUUGCGCUUGGCAGAUUAUCGAGAUUUAGUGAUAGGUAUACUAGUAUGCGCAAUUCUAGAUUUUCUGCCGAGGUCGCCUCAUCUGUGGGCUGGCUUUUAGUGUAUACAGGUGCCCACCUAUAAAG